Messenger RNA from Xyrichtys novacula (pearly razorfish), 15889 nucleotides. Lineage: Eukaryota; Metazoa; Chordata; Actinopteri; Labriformes; Labridae. The record is from the annotation of a GenBank genome assembly.
CACCAAAUGCGUACAACACUACUGUGCAAUGUUGGUUUAAGGAAAUGAAGAAAAAUAGCGGAAAUACUGAGAGCUUUUUGGCUUCAAAUCCGUAUACAGACGGGAGGCGGAACCAAGUUGUCCAGAGUAUAUACAGUCUAUGGUCUAAUAAAUAAACACUUUCAUUUAAACAUGCUAAAAAUUAGUCAUCUGCACACUCUGUAGGUUUGGUAUGCCCACAUAGCCAUUUGCCCUCCCCGCUCUUCUCUUGCUCUUUUUUUUUUUUUGACAAGUCCUGUCAAUUCUGAUGCCGAAAAACAUCCCAGUGACGGCCAUAAGUAUGUUAAAAUCUUCGCCUCCCCUUAAACAAAAGUGUUUAACUCUGUGAUGGAUUUUCUUAUAACCUGGAGUUCAAUGGCGUUCAAGCUGUCUAAUCUUCCCCAUGCAAACUGAGUGACAGUGAAGAGGACAGUAAUGAUGACACUUUCUGGAAGAACCUCAGACCGUCACGCUCCCGCUCAGAAGUCCAUCAUGUAGCUGCACGACUGCAGACAGCCCGUGCCUGCCCAUGUUGCAUGCUCCAGUUUCUUGUUUAUUUGCUUUCCAUUUCUGUAAGAAAGUAAUUCCUUUUUUUUUUAUUUUCGGACAUGGUAAGAGUAAACAAGUAGUUCCUCCAACAUUGCGCCACACCCUCUCAGCACAAUCCACAGCUCUUAGAAGUGUUUUUAUGCUGAUGGGUGCCGGCCGAGCAACUUAUUUGUUUCAGAUAUUUUCCCAUGGCAAACAGAGCGAACACAAAGGCUUCGUGGUGGCCUUGGGAAACCACAGGGUAGGCGUACAUGAGCCUCCAUACUCACCCUCUUUUGAAAAUGAAAUUUAUAGCACCUCAUAAAAUCUCUAUUCAUGCUUAUAAGCACUAAAUAUAAACCAGUAUAAAACAGCAGGGUUUCACUUAGCCCUGUUAAACUUGACCUAAUGGAGCGUUGUGUCCGGCUGAAGGCAGGCCAUCCGCCGGUUGACCCAGCCGCCCUGCUCUUAACCGAGUCAAUCCCACAGCAAAGACAGUGGCUUAAACUCUGAGGUAGACCUAACCUUCUCCUCGCUCAGACACGGGGUAACACAAGGCCUUUGUUUUGGUCAGUUGUUGACAGAAAGGUCAGGAAACUCCCUCUCCACAGAUUUUUUGUCGCCAAGAAACAGCACUGGAGUUUCUUCAAUUCCAAUCUAUCCUAGUUGCAGUUUGAUGCUGGUUGAAACCCAGAAACCCCUGAGGGAACAGAUAUUACCCAUGAUUUAUGAUUGGGUUUUGGCGUAUGCCUAUGAUUACGAGGGCAUAUGAUUUACUGAUGGAAGCGAAAAAGUAAAUAAAUGGAGUGUUGGCUGUUAUGUAAAGCUGCAUCCAGAUUUGGGACCUCACUCAUUGUGUGUGUUAGCCACUGUCAGACCCACGGCUGGCACAGAGGGCUCCAGCGGCACCCCUCUGGGUCCCUGUGGUCUGCGCCUCUGCACAUAACAGCCACUUAGGCCGGCAUUUUCCCAGGCUGAGACAACACACCACGGUGGCAGCGCGAGCCACAGAGAGGGCCUGAUUAAAGAGUAGGGACAAUGGAGGGAGAGAGACCGUGGUGGCAUUUUCCAUCUCCGCCACUGUCUCCUGGGGGGACCAAGUAUGUGCCGUGAAACGUUUGAAUUAUCCCAGAAUCUCUGGAAUUCAGACAGAGGCACCGCGGAGAGGACCCUCGACCGGGGAUCAAAGAGCUUUGAGAGGAGUGCGGUGGACUGGUGGUAAAGUCGAGUACACAGGGUAUGAAUGUGUGUGAGUGUGCAUGUGUACUUGUGUGUUUCAUAAAACUGACUUGAAAAGAUAAAGGCUAUUUGAAUUUGAAUCAGAUUUUCCUACAUGUCUAAAAAUGUCUUUUUAAAGAAGCCAUGUUGGACUUCUGAGGAGGUAGUGAUCGCUGCAAUGAAAUGCAGGCGUGUGGUGUGUGUUUGAGUGUGUUGCUGUCCUUUUAUCCCUCGUGGGAUCAGAUAAUGCAAUCACAGCCAAUCAUUGGGAGUCUAAUACAGUGGGCGCCCCUCUUUAGUUCGGAGACGCCACUCUCCUCUGUGGUGGCAGAGGAAGAGGAAGAGAAAAGCGAGAAGGGGAAACCUCGUCUUUCUGUCUUUCUCGCUCUGUAAUUAUCACUUAAUGUUCUUCGCUAAUCUGAAGACGUCUGUCUCUUUUCUGCCCUUUCUUCCCUCGCCGGAGAGGAAAUGUAUAACGGUCUGAAAUAAAUCUGCCAACCUUUAUAUUAUUGUAUAUUUAGCCCCAGAACAGAGUUGUAAAUGGAGCCGUCCCAGACCACAAGCUUCCGGUAGCGCAGGGCCUCAGCGCUGGCUGGCUGUCUCUGCCACAGCCAAGUCCAAGAUCAAAGCCUCCUGUGCUAUAUACAGUUUGCUAGUUGUCCUCAAGCGGUGACCUCAAGCAAGUUUUCAUGUCUGAGAAAGACAGCUUGUGCUUGGGUUUGAGCUACAUGCAGAGCGCAUGGAAUAAUUCAUUACACAAGUUUGCCCUGCAGCGAGUCAGUUUCUGCAUCAACAUCUACUGUGUGUCCCUUUUUUAGAUGUGUGUAAGAAAUUUUGUGCCUCCUUUUGGCUGAAUUUUCAGAUGAACCAAAAAAAAAACUUCACUUUUUUUGGACAAAUGGGAUACAGGCAAUAAGCCAUGAAAGGGAUAGUCCUUUUGUUUAGUGGUUUUGUAUGAGCUUCUUGUCAAUAGUUUGUGUAUCCACAGGAGAUUCUGACAUCUGCUCUUGUUGUUGAGAAACCAGACGGAAAAUUGACAUCGAAGCUGAAAACUGAUGCAGACGGGGUCAGUUUGUCAGAGAAUCCAACCUGAGCAUCAAUGCUGGUGUAAGUGUAGGUAAUGUCUGAAAAUUUUCAGCGUAUGUAUUUGUCAUCAGGGAUCCCCCUUGAUAUGCAACUGUUCAUUGGCGUGACACAUCCACCUGCAGCGCACAGAUCAGCUGUUCCAGUCUGCAGACGACAACACAACCAAACUAAACUAAGAAGGAUUGUGACUGUGAUAAUGACAUGUUUUUUUAAUCAGAUUUUGCAGAGGAGAAUUGAAACUGAACACACAAAGAAGAGAGAGGGAGAGUGGGGGAGAGUUUAAGAGCAGGAGAGAGAGCUGACACAACCCUUCCUCACAACCCCAGAGAGCUGCUGCUGCUGUGAGAUUUGAAAACAACCUUUCGGACCUUUCUGAAUCAGAGGAUACCAGCGGCUCAUCACUUCUCUGAGUGCUGCUUUUUAACCAAUUUUCUUUAUUUCUUUAAAUGCCGUAUCAGAAAACCAAAAAAGCCAGAUUUGUAUUCAAAGUCCUGCUUUUUUUAAUCGUAAAACGACACAACUCAUAAUCCGAACAAUACCUUCACAUUAUCAAAAUAAACUGUCGAAGCUGCUGAAGGGGAAGGCUGACCGGAAAUAACAAACUGCAGCCAUGAGAGUGUCAGCCAGAUAAUGUUGAGAUUUUGUUGGUUAAUAUUAAGUAAAAAAGGGGAUGCAAAAUAUUAUUUCAAAAAUGUCUGGUACAGACAAAACAGACAGUGACUGAAAUGACAAGAGGACAAUUGCUAAUGCAGUGGAAGUACCAGAAAGCCAAGCAGCAAUCAAAAGUUGGCUUCAUUUGACAAGAUUGCAGGUUCUGUGAGUCGAGACUACAGCUACAGGUGAAAAAAGUUAUGUACAGUAUGUGGUGUGUGCUGUGUUCAUCAUGCUCUUGUACACCAUCCACUAUAGGAACAAAACUGUCGUAUCUGUUGUCCUGUGUGGGGUCUAUGAUAUCCUCAAAAUGGGUUGUGAUUUAGGGGGGUUGCAAGACACUGAUGGAGGGAUUUGCAAUAUGCCUUCCACAAAGACAAAAAAAAGUUUUUGUUUUUUUUAUCCAUAUCCAAUAACAUACAGUAUGAGCAUAAACAGCUAUGAUAUGAAGUUUAGAGUGUGAUUUGUUGUUAAUCUGUUUUAACACCAAAAACAACAAGAUCAAUUCCUGAAAUGUAUAAACCAGCCGAGCAAUAAACCUGAUUCUGAUUUUAUGUAACUUAAAUUCUCUAAAUGAAAAUCAUUUUCUAUCAACAACACAUUAAUCAGAUGGACUGAUUCAAUAAAUGAGUAACACGGAAUCAUGUUGACUUGAGUUCGGCGUCAGGAGACAAGACUGCAGACAGAAUCAAGUUCAGUCAAUUUUUCAUUUCUAGGAAAUCUCAGAAAUAAAACUUAAAUUCUAAGACCAAUAAAAGGUACCAACUCCCCCAGGAGAUACAGCUGAUUUUCAGCCUAGCCUUCAUCCUUCCUCUAUCAGAGCCUCUCUUUCUUUUCUUGCACACUCACUGUAAUCCCCUUCUGGGAACACUAAAAAUUACUCAGCAGUGCGGUGGCGGCAAGUUUUUAUACCAGUUUUUAGAGGCUUACCUCGGGUCUUACGAGCUGCCGUCAGAACAAGGUGUCGGCAGGAUGCCUCUCUGAUAAGGUCGUAACGUGAGGUGUAAAGUUAUAGGAGGGAUUUGAGGAAGUGAGAGGCUGUCAGGGAGCAGCAGUCAGGGGUUUCUGUGGUGCGCUAAACAGGGACGGAGCAUCAGAUCAAGAGGUUACUUCUGAUAUCCAAUUAAUCCCAAGUCUACAUCUCAUAUUUCAUCUGAUCUGAUGCGUUUGGUUUCUGUUUUGACUUCUUCGCCACUGUGUAGCCCCCCCUUUUUUUAUCAGAAUUACAAGUUUCCACACUGACUGCCUUUUCUUUCAACUCACACCAAAAUAGAAAGCUGAUAGUGGAAUUAGGCAUCACAUGACUUUGUGCAAUAAAAAUUAGUCUCCUCCAUAAAGUUGAAUUAUAGACAGCUUCCAAGUCAAAACACGUGGGCAAAACCAGUUUUACAGUGGCUAAUAUUAGCAGAGUCUCGAAACCCCGGCUCUUCAAAUCAGGCGCAGUCGCAUGCAUGGCAGAGGGGACAGAGCGGAUUAACCCUGAACUCUUUCAUUUUUCACUUCCCCCUGUUCUCCUCCUCUCUCUCUCUCUCUCUCUCUCUCUCUCUCUCUCUCUCUGUGGCUCAUAAAAGAUUGCGUCCUGUGUGUGAUGUGGCGGAGAAGUGCAGUCAGAAUGAACUGAUUACGGAUGAGGGCCGGCGUGCCUUUGAGUCAUGGCACCAAACGACAUUCCUCCACACUUAAAAUAGUAACAGUUGGCGUUUUUUCAGGUUUGUUUUUCUCAUUGGAGGACUUUGGGGCAUCCUCUGGUGGCUUUUUUGAGACUCCAAUCAUAACCAGAUUCUUUUUUUUCUUCCUUCUCUUCAGCCCCCUCCCUCCUCUUUUCUUUCAUUUUCUUACUAUAGGAGUUUGUUUAAUCUUGUGAAGAAAAUUGGCUCAGCGUGGGAAAGGCAGAAAUCUUUCAGGGAUGGGUUGUGUUGUUUUUUUAGAGUUGUGCGCAUGCAUUUUUUUUUUUUUAAAGCGCAGGGAGAAAAAGUGCCAGUUUGUGCCAAAACCUCAUGAAGCACAGAUAAAAAGGGGCUGAGUGAGAGGGAGGCCACAACACCGCGACAAAGAUAUGGGCUGUCUAAGCAAAGAGCUUUACAAAUGACGAUCUCCAGGGGGAAAAAAGGGGGGAAACAGAAUAAGGGAGGAAAGGGAGUGGAAGAGGAGGAGAGAGAAGAAGAGGAGAAACAAAUGUAGAUGGAUUGGUGGGAGGAGGAGGAGGAGGAGGAGGAGGAAGAGGAUGGGUAUUGGGGGGGAAUAACGCUGAGCAGUGAGGAGGGGGAGCAGAUGAGUGGGGGAAACAUUCCCCCUUGCCCACAUUAAAGACAUAAAAAAGAAAACAAACAGAAAAACAUGUCUGACAUAAAGAGACUGGUUUCCGCGGCGACAGCACAAUGGCUGCCUGUGGCUCUCGGGGCCCUCGCCGUCCCGUCUGGGGCCCGGCACCAGCGAAAGUCACCGCAGUCACAGGGCCCAUCAGCGUGUGUAUGCCUGUGUGUGUGUGUGAAACAUGGUGAAUGUCAUCAUGGGCCUAGUACUGUGGGAACGGCCAUGAAAGGGACCCCACUCGGAAGCCACAAAAGUUCCUUUCUGCUUCUUCUCUCCGGCUUUUAGCCUCUUUAUUUAUCUGUGUGGAGGGGAGCCGGAUGAGGAGGGAGGCUCUCUCUCUCUCUCUCUGUUCCGUCGAUAUGUCUCUCACUCUCUGACAGGCAGCAUGACCCAUCACUGCAGCCCUCCUGCCCUCUCCACACCUCAAAUCACAGCAGCCAAUAUCUCAAACAUAUAUACUGACUGUGUCUAACCCUGCGCCUCCUGUUUCACUGGAGGGUUUAUUCACACCUCAUAUCAGCUCAAUCAGAUCAUUAAAAACACAAUGCAGCUCUCUGGAGACAGCCUAUAGGAACAAAGCCAGCAGUCUCAGGAAUGUCUCCUGUUUCCAGGUUAUUCUGAGUAAAUCGUGGAGAUGCCCCGACACACAGACAGACAGUGCUGCAAGUCCCAGGCAUUCCUUAUGUGUCUGAAGGGAAGAUAAUUCCCUCAUGGGUCCGGCCCGGACAGUGCCAAGCUGCUCUAGUGCCAGUUCCCAUGCCAAUCCAAUCCCGACCCGAGUGACUGAGCGCCCAGCCACAGGCUGACGACCAGAAAAGACUCAUACCAGUAAGAAAUCAACUGAAUUUUUUGGGUGGAAGUCAAGAGCACUUGCACACAGCCGGGCAACAUGCAGCUUCUUUGACCACAGUUGGCCUUUUAUAGACUCUCUGCAGGAGUGACGGACAGUGAACAAACAUCUGAUUGUGACUUAUGCUGCUUGAUAACUUUAGAGGAGUUAUUUUUGGGUGGAUAAAAAUUGGCUCUCAAUUUGUCACAGUUAUGAAAAGGAAAAGAAAAAAAAACAAAAAUAAUAAAUAUAUUACCUUAAAUCAAAGAAACGGGAAUUGACAGACAUGAAUAAAAGGUUUUCUUUCAAAUGCCUUUACGUGCAUGAAUGUGUAUGUGAAGGGGAGAAUGUGGAAGCUGUCUUAAAGUGUUUUGAAAGGUUUAAGAGUGGCAACAAAAGGGUGAUAGCUUCAACAUGAAUGUCUUCACACACUACAUGGAAAAAGGCGUACGUACCUCAUUUGUCUGAUCUGCACAGCUGUAGAAACAUGGCGAUGCAAGAUGUCCUCCUCUGCAUAAGUUAGCCCACUAACUUAGCGUAAAUUUGAGUCAUGGUCAAACACAACGUUACACCGAGUUAGACACCCCCUCAAGAGAUGAAUGUUGCCGACUGAUCUCUUCUCUAGUUAUACCAACUUUAGUAACGACCGCACGAGUCGAUCACAGAGUGCAGCGAAGUUUCGCAGUUCAAGGAAGAACAUUUAUGAUUAUUACUUCAUGGAAAUGCAAUCAGACCGAGACGCUAAGGCAGACGAACUACUAAAGUACUAUGUGCUGGGACCCUAUAUGUUCUGUUGAUGAAGUCGGGUGCUGUUCUGAGCAUUAUUUGUGGCUAUAGAGUGGCGUUUUGGUUGAGGUUUUGCAUGUGGCGACUUAGACCGCUGUGUAUUGCUAUCGUGUGGUCGUUGCUUAAAUUGGUAUAAUAAGAGAAGCAAGUGGUCGGCAACAUUCAUCUCUUGAGGGAGUAUCUAACUCAGUGUUACAGUGUGUUUGACCAUAACUUAAAUUUUUGCCGAAAUGUCCCUUUAAAGGUUUGAUUAUUAAGAAAAAACAUGAUAUUAGCCUUUUUUCACUCUGUUAAGUGUACAUUAAUAAAAUUGUAAAUAUUAUUGUCACAUCCCAUUUCUACCAAGCCUGUUCUGCUAAUUGCCUCUAAACACUGAACACUACAUCUUUAAUCUUUACUGCACGGUGGGCAUUAGUCGAAGCAAUAAACAGCACAACUGCUGAAAGAGCCUUCAAGAAUUCAGUGUAUGUGUAUGUGAGACUUAAAAAAAAUGUACCAUGCUAGUACAAUACAAUUGAAUUAUAAAUACUUCACUACAGCAGUUUCAGGACUCUGUAUUUGUACACACGGAUACAGCAUUUACCUGCUUGGUCCAACUUUUAUUUUAUUUUAUUUUUUAGUUUAAAGGCUGAUCUUCUGAUCUUUCAGUGUGUGCAUGAUAAAAACUCUGCCAUAACCAGAGCACUACAAUACAAAUUAUAUUCAAGCACAAAACAAAAAAAAAAUAUUGACAAAAUACAGUUUCUUUUUCCUGGCAGUCUGUCAGCUGGGCCUGUUUUUGAACAAACAGUUGCGUAAAUGAUCUUGGUCAGAAACUACGUUUUCAGCUCUUCCUAACAACACAAGAAUGCAGGUCACAUUCCUCAUAUUGAAGUAUCUUUGUUUCAGAAAAAAAAGAGUAUUGUUAAAAGGGAGUUUUCUAUGUUUUUUUUCUGUUGCUAAAAAACAGAGAGCAGACGAUCAAAGGCGACCACGCAGUGAGACAUAUCUGAUCAGUUAUUCCGUUUGACACAAAUGCAGUGAGAGUCACAAACAAAAUGUCCUGCUGAGCUGGUUCCAUCUCACAGACUUUCAAACAAUAGCAAUAGUCAUGCAUCAGAUGGAAUAAUUGCAGCCGAGUGUUUGUUCCUUAUAAAUUGUGGGUAUACACUGUCCACAUUCAUGUGAAGGGAUUGCGUGUGUUCUUGUAUGAAUCUGCUUGCGUCCCAUGUGUGCGUUAUGUCCCUGAGCCUUCACACGUUCAUACUCAGGCUGCGCAUGUGUGCGUGUGUGUGCAAAUUGUAAAAGUAUGAGCUUGUUAAUUUCAAUAAGGGACGCUGCCUUGUUGUGGUUUGGAGGGAUGGGAGGGAGAGGACUUGAAGUGGCCGACCAAGAUCGCCAGAAAUCUCCCAGAAUUCCAUCCCACCAACCAGUGCCAGCUUUCUCUCUCUUAUGUUUCUUACCCGUAUGUUUUUCUCCAUCGCCCUCCCUCUACACCCCUAACUUAAAAGCAUUUUCAUAAUUAUCUCAUUUAUUUAUUCAUUCAUCUUCUUAAUUACUUUCCACUUUGAGCAUGCAACUCGCCUCAUGCUGGAACAACUGGGGAGUGUGUCAGAAACAGUGAGUGACAGCGGAGUGAUUUCAUUUACAAAAAAUGUUGAUAAAGAGAGAGAGAGAAAGUUGUUCCUUAAAGAAGAGGAGGGUGCGCGGCUGAUAAAAAUAACAACAGCGGAGAAAGCGGACUUCAUAGAUUUCCCAUUUCUAUAAGACUCUGUUUUUUUUCUGUUUUCUGAUGUUUAAAUCAGAUCCAGAUCUGAAUUAAGGAAUGAUGGGUAAUGAAAGAAUAUGUAGACAGGGGGGGUUGUUUGGAGGGAAAAAAAAAGGGAUUUCUCUUUUCUGUUUGUCCUGACUCAUACUCACCACACUAUAAUCCCCCCUGGUGAUGGUCACACUGAUUACUGACACUUGGAUGUUGCAAACACACGCACAUGCACAUGUUUCAAGUUAGAUUUUUUUUACUUUACACGUAUGAUACAAUAAAAUGCAGGCAGAUUCAGGGCUUGGUUAAAUUCAAUGCAAGUGAAAUAAACAGAAAAACAAAGGCUGUUGGAAGACUUCAUCUUUAAGGAUAAAAAAGAAAAAAGAAACAUCUGGAGAGAGAGGGAGAAAUUGAUCAGGAUACACCAAAUUUGAUUUAGGAACAGCUUGUUGCAACUUAAAGGAUCAAAAUAUGCUCAAAAAGGACACUUUACUUCCAAAAACAACCAGCGCUCAUGCAUUGUAGUGUGUUUAAACUUACACGCCCUUCCAGUCUGCCAGGCAGGAAGAGACACACUCAGCUGGGCAUUGUGUGGAAGGGGGCAUGCCACUUGGCCUCUCUCCGCCUUUCACACAAACAUAUGCACACACUGCUCGGUUAGGCAGGCAUCGCUCUAACAACGGGCGCCUGGGCUUCUCGUUUCCAUGGCAAUCUGCACCAGCAAUCUUCCCACGGUGGUAGCGGAACUGAGCGCUAAGUGUAGCAAGGAACUGAGUGUGUGCGCAGUGAGUGAGUGAGUGAGUGAGUGCACAAAGAGCGUUAUCUUGUCCAGUGAAGAGCCCAGAUGUUCAGACACUCACUGGGCUGAUUCCUCUCUUGACCCCUCAGUACCUGCCCUUGUGUCCUUACACCAACACACAGCAAGGAACAGUUUUGAUAAGGUUUGACUGACAAAGACUGACAAAAAAGACUGACAAAAUGACUGAAUCAACCAACUUUCCAGCUUCCAGGUGAGUGUUGACAAAGUGUAUGUAUUAUGUUUUCUCCUAAUGUUCUCCAAAGUUCUCACAGAGAGCUGUUCAGAAAAUCCUGAAAACACGCCUGGGCAUAACACCAUCAUCUGUGUAUCUUAUGUUUAGAAACUUAAAAAGAUUUAGUACAGACGUGUGAAAUUAUGUGUAUGACAAUGUUUCAACAAAAAAGGUUUUCUUUGAAGAUAAAUGGAUGAGUUUUCACAGGCAGCCGUAGAGCCGACUGUACGUCUCUCAAAGUCAUUUAUUAAAACUUGAUCAAUAACACCAUUCUCCAAAGUCAGCUGCAUGAUGAUGUGGGAGUCACGCUUUAUGCACUGUCACACACUCACUUUUCACACUCCAUCAUUCCCACACUCCUCACCUCUCUCCUCCCCUCCCUCUGGCUUGCCAUUGUUCUGCAGCACAGAGUAAUUAAAGGAGGAGAAGAGAAAGAAAGGAGGAUAGAGAGAAAGGAAGGAAGGAGAGCGGGAUGAGAGUGCAGGCUAAUUGACUGAGGAUGACUGAGCAAACGGGGUGGAAAGAUGGGCCUAAAGGGGGGUGUAGAUAGGAAAGGGUGACAAGCCAGGGAAGGCCAGAUUAAAGGGAGGGAGGAGGGACAGGGAGAAGAGGCGGGGGAGCCAAAACUGGCAACCCUGCCCCAACUGCCAAAGUCCUAUUUUGUCAUUGGGUGGCUGUGACAGAGAGAGGCAGCCAAGAGAGAGAGAAAUAACAGAGAGAGAGAGAGACAGAGAGAGAGAGAGUGAGAGAGAGUGACUAGGAUCGGAUGCCAGUGAUAGAGUAAAAGACUAAAGCAGCUUGUGAAUUUUCUUAGUUGCCAUGGACCCUUGGGGGUCGAUCAAGUGGUGCUGCUGACUCACAGAGGAAAAGACACAUGAAGAAACAACAAGUGACAAGAAGUAACUAAGGACAACAAGGCUUUUAUAAGUAACAGCGCAGAGGGACAGAGUGAGGGGCACACAGGGACAGAGACAGUCUGCAGUGUGUUACCUCAACUCACCAGAGAAAGCGGCGGACGAGAUCAGUCAAAAGCCAUCAGGCCAAUCGUCUAUCCAUCCAACCGACCGACCGACCGUCAGUCCAGCCAGUGAGGAAGGAGCCGAGCCAUGAAGAGACCUCACGACUACAGCUCUCCUGACUCGGACACAGACGAGUUCAUUGACGUGGGGCAAGAAGACGGCUUCUGGUGAGCAUCCUCCAACAACAUCUGAGUUUGUGUUACACUUCUCCUGAUCUCAGCUUAAAACAGAAUGAACUGGUUUACAGCUGAGACUGAAACUGGAGGCUAAACUGUCUUAAAGAUGUCAGAAAAACUUUUAAACAUUUUACACUUUAAGUUAUGAAAUUCAGGUUGUAUGCAAGAUUGUAGGAAAAGAAGCAGACUUAUGAAGUAAAAUUAAAAAAACAUGUCAUUUAAAAUUUUUUUUAAUUUAAUCAAAAAUAUUUUUUUAACUGUAUGUUUGACAACCUUUGAGCAAAACUCAAGCUGUCAAGAGGAAAUUGAGCUCCAGGCCUUCAGAAGCAAACCCCGUUAGUCACAGAAAUGAAUUGCAUUUCUUCUCUAUCUUUGAAUUUGUGUUAUUUGCUCAUUAUUUUAAUUGUUUGUCAGUGCAGAUGUUAUUUUAUGUUAUUGCACACAGAGUGCAUAAAACUGCUGAAACGUUAAGAAUGACAAGGCCUGGUAUGUCUGAAGCAUGGACUCAGAGUAGAAUUUAAAAAACUCAGUUUAGUUUAAGAAACACCUUUUGAUCUAAAAAUGUUUUUUAUAGUCUUAUGUACAAAGAUAAAUAUUUUUCUAUUAUUUUUUAUGUAUUUUUUACAAUGCUGCAAUAAGUUUUAAAUUCUUUGACAGUCCAGCUGAAAAAAAAUCUGAACUGUCAAAGAACGAAAAAGAGAAAUAAUUAUUAGGAUUUUACACAGUGAGUAAACACUUUUUAUUUCACACUUUAGUUCACUUUGGUUCUUCUUUUUACUCUAGAAAUAUUAUUAAUCUGCCAUUAGAAGUUUUGAGAAGUUAAAACCAUUUUUUUACUUUUCAUCUCUCCUGUAAUCAGAGUAUCAUUUUUAGUUUGUCUGUCAUAUGCAUGUUGUAGAAUAUAAGCACAGACAGAGAUUUUUAAAAACUAGUAAAAUACUGUUCAAAAACCGUGUUGAAGUUUUUGAAUAUUUGGGGAUAUAUUAAUCAAACUUUUCUGGAAAAACCUGAUUUCAGUUCCAAAUCCUGGAGGCUGUUUUACUGCAGUUCAUCACGUUGAACAUGUUGCAUGUGAAAAUGUCUGAAAAGCAUUAGAAAGACUCGAACACAGCACACUCUUUACGUGUCAUCCCUCCAUUUUGCACUUAAGCUGAGUUAGUCACAUCCCUGUUCUGGAUUUGUAAAAAUGUUGAUUAAAGGGAAUAGAAAUAAGAGUGUUUUUGUAACAGCGCAUCUCCAGCGUACAAAAACACAUUCAAAGCAGUGCUGGUUACAUCACAGCCUCUAAACAAGCCAGUAACACUAAAGACGGUUUGGAUAAAUCAAAUUGCUGUGAGACACGCAACCAGAAGACAGUGCCGCCUUUUCAUGUCAGCCUCAUCAAACAUAAACCUAAACAAAAACACACAGCUAAACUGGCAGCCUUCAUGUUCAAAUCUAAUAGAAAGUCAAUAAGUCUCUGGUGGGGCAGUUUGAAGGGAACUCUGAGCUGUCAGGCUCUUUCAGGACUGUAAGAUGAGCGUUCACAAACAAACACAAUCCAUAUUGAGUGACUGUACUCGGAGAAGCUCAGAUCCCAAGCUGCAUGUUGGAGCCCCAUGCGAGCGAAGGCAUCGCCCUAAGGCUAUAUAAUCAUCUUUCUAAAAGUGCUUUCACUCACAUGGAAAGAAGAACAGCAUGUCAUUUUACUGAAACUAAUGUCCAGAAACGCAUUAAACCAAAAACAAUCUCAUCUUCCCUCCUCUCCCGGGCACUCCUCUGCCUUUCUCUGCCCAAAAAACAAAUUAGAUUGAAGGGAGCUGAUGUGCCAUCCCGCCUCUGUGUCAUAUUAAGGAGGGUAAUAAUAACAAUAUGCAGGAGAAUCAAAGCUACCAUGUUUCCCUCUGUGCCAAUGUCUCAUCUCUCUGUUUCUCUCUCUCUCUCUGUGUCUCCAUGGUGCAGCCCAGUCACCGGGUCCAUGUCUCCUGGCAGCGCCUCGCAGAUUCUGGCCCGAAAGAAGAGAAGAGGGGUGAGUAGAUUAUAGCCUUGGAUCCUAAUCUUUCUAGUCCUGUCGUUUUUGUUGGCCCUGACCGUCCUUCUGCUCCUCUCACUGUGUAGAUCAUAGAGAAGAGGCGCAGAGACCGCAUCAAUCAUAGCCUGUCUGAGCUCAGGAGGCUGGUGCCCAGUGCUUUUGAGAAGCAGGUAAGAGCUCAGGAGUGAAGAAUUAAAAAAAUUACAAUUUCAGUGACAAAAGGGUUUCAUCUUAUUGAACAUACUGUAAGUUAGAGUGCUGGUAAAACUCAGUUUGUGGGACAGGGGUUGCAGUCCUGCUUGCACUUGUAGGAUUAACACCUGGUCCUCCAUGGUGCAUGGAAUUUCCCCCUCUUUUUUCUACAUUUCCUGUCUCUCUGUCCUAUCAAAAUAAAAGCAUAAUGCCUGAAAUAUAAUCUUUAAUAAAUAGAAAAAUUCUGAAUGAAACAGAGUACAUUCUUAAUGGAUGCCUUAAUGUAAAGAAGCAAACUAUAGCCUAUAUUAUUUUGAAAAUAUACUUUUUUUUUUUUUUUUUUUUACAACGAUACGCAACAAUAUGACUUGCUGCUAUGACCAAAAAUACUUUUCUAUGUAUUUAAAAGCUAAAAUCCAUUGAAAGUGGUAUCUUUGACAGGCAAAAGAGACUAUUUUUUUGAAAAUCAGGAAAGAGAUGAGACUUAAAGGUCACAAAACCGCCACUGAUAUGAGUUUGUGCAGCUGAUUUCAGAGAUAUUUUCCCCUUUGUUCUCUGCAGGGGUCCUCUAAGCUAGAAAAAGCAGAAAUUCUGCAGAUGACUGUGGACCACCUCAAACUCCUGCAUGCCAUGGGAGGGAAAGGUAAGAGCUCUGAUCUUUGUGUUUUGAGAAAAUGAUCAUAUUACCCGUCAUCUAAUUUCUGUAGAGCAUGGUUUGCUAAAUGAAACCCUUCAUAAUAUGUCUAAAACCUUACAUAAAGUAGACUUUACACUUGAUUAAAAAAUAGAAAAAAUUGAGUUCUCCUCUGGAUAGAGCAGACUUCCUGAGGUGUUGAACAAGGAUGUUCUUGCUGUUGCUGCCAUGCAUUACUCGGCCUGUUAUUUUGCUUCAAAAUGUCUGCCUCAUGUCGGUCUUCUUACCUUUUUUUAUUUACUAAAAAGUGUUUUAUAAAUCUUUAAUAUCCACCCAUUUGACCCUUUGACCUCUCUGGACUCUUAUAAAUCGAUACAGUUUUAAAGUUCUGAUACUUUGGGAAAAUUUUAUCUCACAGCAUCAAGUCUAUUCUUUCAACACAGUGUAUUUCACGGCUGAUAUUAGGUAUGUAACUAAGACCCUUCUCUCUCUACCUCUCUUUUUUAGGUUAUUUUGAUGCAAGGGCUCUGGCAGUCGACUACAGGACCCUGGGAUUCAGGGAGUGUGUUGGAGAAGUGGUGCGGUAUCUCAGCUCCCUUGACGGGGACUCUCCAGACCCAAUAGGAGCCCGCCUUGUCUCCCACCUCUCCCACUGCGCAAGUGAGCUAGACCCUCUCCUCCUGCAGUCCCCGCCAGCUUCUGCUCUGCCCUUCCCUCCUUGGCCAUGGGCAUCCUUCCCUCAGAUCUCCCCUGCCUCACCCGUCUCCCCCUCGCCUGCUUUCCCUGCCGGGCGAAGGGACCUAGCUCUUCUGGGGAGCUACCCAUCACCCGCCUCUCUCCGCCUAACCCCUCUGGCCGGCUGCCCACAGGGCGCACCACCGCUCCUUGCACCCACAGCUCUGGCCACAGUCCACAGGAUGCCCUCACUGGCAGCGUCUACAACCCUGGCCCCCUCCAGACCCGCACAACCCUCUCCUCACAGUGCAACCAGGGCCUCACCUCUUCCAAUUCCCACCCCUUCCUCUUCCUCCUCCUCUUCUUCAACCUCUUCCUCAUCUACUACAUCAUCCUCCGCCCCUCAGCAGGUCUCCUUCAGACCUUUUGCACCUCUGGGGUCUCCCACAGCCCAGCGCAGGGGCUUGAGCGGAUCAGCCAAGUCAGCCCAAGGAUGGGGGACAGAGAUCGGAGCUUUUUGAGCGCAAACUCUGAUUUCCUUUUUUAUUCUAUUUUGUUUUGACAAUGAACUCUGUAGAGUGGACAUGAAGCUCCUACCUGCGCCGUGUAGCAGACAUGAUACUUUGGAGAGAAAAAAGUUUAACUUUGAUGAUUGUCUCUGCUUUGUGAGGGACUUUAAAAAGCCAUAUCAAACUGUGUGUGAAGUAUAUGAUAUUCACAAUCAAUCGUGUGUAAUGGAAAUAUGAAGGACAGUGAGGGAAUACGAUUUAAUCAAAUGACAUCCAUGAUUUUGCUUGAUAUAUUAUAGCAUCCACAGAGCCAUAUAAACAAGCCUCAACAGAUGGACGUUGAGAGUUUUUACUGAUCUUUAACUGUGAUGUUUUUUUGUGACACAUUUAUACUUUUGAUUUCAUUUUCCACUUUUGAAGAAUGUUUGAGAAAAACCUCUAUAAAGACAAAGUGCCUUGACCUUUGCUAAUGAUU